Syzygium oleosum is the source of this 1018-nucleotide messenger RNA. RefSeq names its product protein WVD2-like 3. The coding region runs from base 1 to 927 and encodes 308 amino acids. Lineage: Eukaryota; Viridiplantae; Streptophyta; Magnoliopsida; Myrtales; Myrtaceae. The transcript has 5 exons. The record is from RefSeq and is a predicted model, not a curated record.
AUGUCAGAUAUGGAGGUCACUGAAGAUAUAAAAGUUGCUGUCCGUCAAGAUCGGCCUAAAGUCGUUCCACAUGUUGAAGAUGAGCACUCACUAGAGCACUUGAAAGACAAAGAUCUUCAAAUUGAAACCGAGAAAGAAAUUAUAGAGGAGUACCAGGCACAGGACGCUCGUAAUGCCGGAGAAAGUCGAAAGGAUCCAGUGAAGAAACCAAAAGAAGCUGCAAAACAAAAGGCAAGAGUCACUGUUCCUCAACCAUUCUCUUUGGCAACUGAGAGGAGAAUGUCACGAGAAAGGCAAGCAUCGAUUGAUUUUUCAUCUUCCGCUGAGAAAAGGACACCAAGAGAAAGACGAGGCUCAGUCGAUCUUAACAACAUGCAGCCAAAACUAUCCAAAUCAAGAAGUCUAAACAAGCCGCACUUCUCUGGGGGUGCCAGAGAAACACACAAGCCGGGGCAUGAAAGCUCAGCUGCUGCUGCCACCGCUAAAAGAACUGUCACGUCCAAAGUUUCGGGCCGCCAAGAGGGUGACAACAAAGAAGAGAUUGGAGUUAAGAAUCAGAGUAAAACGAAGGCGAUCAAGGAGAUAAAGAGCAACUCACAAGCGCCUAUGAAGCGGCAGGAGCAGAAAGGAGAAACGGCAGAGACUCGCAAACUCGGAAAGAGCUCGACAUUCAAAGCAUUGCCCCUACCAAGUUUCUACCACAAGAACGACCCCGCGGCAAAACCCAGUACAAAGAAGGUUUCAUCUCCCAGUCUCAAGUCCCCUCCGCUUGGCCAGAGGAGCAAGCAUUCGAACUCGGCCUCUGAUGGCCAGAAGAAGACCGUAACCAACGGCGCGAAACAGACCAUAAGCAAGCUGCUGAAGAGCACCCACAAGGCUCUGAAUCCUUCCAAGGAGACGGUAAAGAGUGUCGUUGUGGCCGCAUGAGCGCGCGUUCAUGCAUUUUCCUCCUUUGUGCUUAUGUCCCUCGAAUUCGGUUUUCGUCGAUUAUGCAUAUGAAGUGGAUUUGUCCGUGUCA